Phlebotomus papatasi is the source of this 1791-nucleotide messenger RNA. RefSeq lists its product as uncharacterized. The transcript is spliced from 3 exons. Bases 363 to 1619 code for a protein of 418 amino acids. The record is from RefSeq and is a predicted model, not a curated record. Lineage: Eukaryota; Metazoa; Arthropoda; Insecta; Diptera; Psychodidae.
GCUAGAGGAGCCAAUAUAGAGGAAUAUAUCUCUGAUCUUGACAAGAAAUUUCCUGCACUUGGGAAUGUGGAUUUAUUGAACAUUUUCUACUUUUUUGGUGUCGCUUGGCGUCUGUGAACAAAGACGGACGAGACGGUAGAUCCGGUAGAUGGUAAAUGUAACGGCAUUUAGGGUACACAGAGUUUAAAUUUUAGGCUGCGUCGGCUGCGUAUAUCUUGUAAAAGUGCGGCAAAAAUCAGAGAACCUAACCUCAAAUACAUCGGUUUGUUUUGCAAAGGAAAAGCAAUGUCCCCGUCAUGAAAAAUCAUGAAAUACAUUAAAAUUCUGCAGUAAAAUUUAUCAGUGCCUAUGCUAAAGUAGCCAUGAGUGAUAGUGGGAGCUCCAGAAAACGACGUCAAAUCAGAAGGAGUCAGAGUUUACUGGACAAGACUCAAAGUCCUAAGCCACAAUCUCCAUCACGUGAUUCCCGUGCCUUUGAGCGUCAGAAUUGCUCAACACCUGUGAGUUCGCAGUCAAGGGAGGAAAGCAGCCACCUUUCACCUUACUGCGAAUCCUCGCCGAUUUUCACAUUGUGCCAGGAUCUCUAUCGGAAGACAGAUGUUGCUUGGAAAUGGGACAGCCCAAAGCAGAGUCCUUUGUCCAAGAGAAGGGUGGAGAAGAGGGUAAUCUUGCCGAAAAAGAAGGAACCAUCCCAAGAAGGGAGAACACUGAGGUCACAUAGUUUUAGCAAGAGCAUCCGGAAGCCGCCCAAGGAGGAAGCCAAAACUGGAUUUUAUAAAUUCAAAGAAGAACUCCUUUCACUCGGUAAUUUAGUUAAUUCAGAUACUCCCAGUGGAUCACCUACAAUUGAGGUAGAGGAGAAAUCUGGGACUUCAAAAGUGGAAACCACAGAUGAUAUGCUCAAGUUUGUUCUGGAGGAUUCGGAUACCUUCUGCCUCAAUGGUGAGAAGACCGUAGAGGUGGCACAAAACAUUCCUGAACCAUCUGCCGCCAAUGCAAACCCUGACAGGGAUUUUCUCUUCGAUGACUCGGCUGUAGAUAGGGCUCUGUGCGCUAUUGAUGAUCCGAGUCAGUCAGAAGUCAAGUCCAAGCCAAACGAAGAGAUUCCUGUGAUCGGUUCUGGUUCUGAGAAGAACACUGCAAGAACUGAAUCUGAGGAAUUUUACUCAGCCGUGGAGGAAGAAUUUAGGAGUCUGGAUGAACAUAUGAAAACAGCGAAAUAUUCUCAAGUUCCCAAGGCGCCCCCAAAUCGAGAUGAAGACCUAAAGAUUCUCAUUGAUGAUUCUUUCGAUGAGAUUCUGUCGCAAAUGCCACUUGAUGGGCCAAGUACCAGCCGCAACACUAGCUUCGGGAGGCACAAUACAAUGCCGGAGCAAAAACAGACGCAGCCCAAGGUGGAGAGAAGUGCAGCGAAGGGUAUCUCCAGGUAUGACAGUAUGCCUGCGAAUCCUACACUGAAGAAGGAAGAGCCUCUGUCAAGAAAUGCAAGCAAUGAUUCCGUGUCUUCAUCCUCUUCCACUGGAAAGUGCUCCAUGAAAGAAAUUCAACAGAAACGGUAUGAAGCUCGUUUAAGAUUGAUUAAUUUCAAGGCGCAGCAGAGGAAUCUCAAUAGAAAAUGAAUUUUCCGAUGCACUCAAUUAAAAAAAAAAUGAUGUGCAUAUACAAACAUUUCUUCCUGAAGAUAAAAGCCACCUACAACAAACAGGUAUUUUUCAACUUUGAAUUUUGUAAUACAUUUAUAUUUAAUUUUUGCAUUUGAGAAAUAUUAAAGGAUAAUAUCGAUGAUGCAAA